CGCCCGACACCACACAUCGUCGUAGAAGUCAGAGUUCAACAGAACACACACACCCGUACGCACAAAUCCUUGCACGAACCAACCGAUCCAUGGCGCCAUGCCGAGCCGCCGUCGUGAAGACGAGGGCGGUGUGCGUGCUGCUGCUUCUCCUACUCCUGUCGGCCGAUGUGCGGCCACAGUCCGUGGAUGGGCAGGCGCCACCGGCUCCAGAGGUGGCCGCGACGAUCGAAGCGGAUACCGACGGCCGCGGCAAUGGCACCCGCGGCGCCGGCAGCGGGAACGCCGCGAGGAAGGUGCUGAGCACCAUCGACUGCCAGAUCUGCGAGUCGACGUGCCGGGUCAAGUGCCUCAUCAACAACCUCUUCCAGUGGGGCACUUGCUACCAGCGCUGCAAGGCCGACAACUGCAACGACUGGUGUAGGUAGCCCUCCGUCGAACUAACGAGCCGGCCGAUGCAUGUCACAAGCAUGGAGCCGUGAAUGGAUCCCAAGUACAGCCGGGGGCUACAUUACUAUAGAUGUCCUUGUGUCUCUCUUGAUAAAAGAAAAAAAGAUGUCCUUGUGUCCUGCCACUGCUAAAAUUUUGGCUUCAACGCCUAUAUAUAAAGAUGACGCUGCUACUUUAAUUUCA
Molecule: messenger RNA, 630 nt
Organism: Triticum aestivum (bread wheat)
Lineage: Eukaryota; Viridiplantae; Streptophyta; Magnoliopsida; Poales; Poaceae
Exons: 1
Coding region: 90-425 (111 amino acids)
Source: RefSeq, a predicted model, not a curated record